Messenger RNA from Insectozyma verbasci, 534 nucleotides. Lineage: Eukaryota; Fungi; Ascomycota; Pichiomycetes; Serinales; Debaryomycetaceae. The record is from the annotation of a GenBank genome assembly.
AUGAGUCAAAAGCUUAACAAGUCAACAGAAGCAAGAGUCGGUAGAGAUAAUCAAAGGUAUAAUGAAGAGAAUAGUGCUAGAAUAGUGUGUGGAUGUAUUUGUUUAAAUGAAUCAAAAGAUAAGGUUAUAAUGAUAUCUUCAUCAAAACAUAAAGAUCGAUGGAUUUUACCUAAAGGUGGUAAUGAACUAGAUGAAACUAUGGAAGAAACUGCAAUUAGAGAAACUUGGGAAGAAGCAGGUAUAGAAGGUAGAAUUUUAAAAAUAUUACCAAUCGUCCAAGAUUCAAGAGGUUCAAAAGCUCCAGUAAUCAAAGGUGAGUUUCAUCCAGAUGUCGCAACUCCGAAAACUGAGUUUCAUUUUUUUGAAAUGAAAGUUGAUGAAUUGAGUAAAUCAUGGCCGGAAAUGAAAAAACGACAAAGAAGAUGGUGUACUUACCUGGAAGCAAAACACGAAUUAAUAAAACUGAAAAGAUUAGAAUUGGUCAGUGCUCUUGAUUCAAGUUCACUUAAAAAAGAUGAUAUAGAUAAUUAUUAA